Theileria annulata is the source of this 669-nucleotide messenger RNA. RefSeq lists its product as uncharacterized. The record is from RefSeq and is a predicted model, not a curated record. The transcript has 7 exons. Bases 1 to 669 code for a protein of 222 amino acids. Lineage: Eukaryota; Apicomplexa; Aconoidasida; Piroplasmida; Theileriidae.
AUGACGAACUGCACGAGUACGAUAAUUUCAAAACUCACCGAAACCAUGGAUUUUAUCCUUGGAACCUGCAUGCCAAAGUUACACUUGGAACAUGAAGAGAGCUUCGAGACUUCACGUGGUCCUAAGGACGAUAAUUAUAGAAAGGAAGAACUUAAGCAACUGGUUGUUAUGUUUGCAUCCAGAGCCCAAAACUAUAUUGACUGUGUGAAACUAUCUUUAGAGGAUUGUAAGAGAUACCAGUCUUUUUACAAGCUAGACAACAUGCUUGAAGUGAGUUUGAAACCCAAUAGCAAUCUUCAGAAAUUCAUUAUAAAGACCAACGAAGUUGUUGAGGAAAUUCCUAUAUGCAAUAAAAGUAAAUUGAUAAGCGAACUGAGUUUAAAUGAGAAGAAUCGCCUAGUAUUACUUGAGUACCUUGACUCCAAUGGGAGAGACGGUAAAUUAACCAUAUUGGUUGAAGAAGUGGGAAACAGUGAUCCCUUUAUCACAGUUGUGAGAAUCCUUAAAAUAAAUCAUAAAAUCACGAGGCUAACCUUUUUAUUGGAAUCGUCGAGUAAAACCAGAAAGUUGGUGUUUGGCAUACAAUCAACGACGACUCCGGUUCUUAUAAUCUUUGAUCCAACUGAAGAAAUGUGUAAGAUUCGGACGCCUGAAAUUAUUGAAACAUAA